Molecule: messenger RNA, 1458 nt
Organism: Fusarium pseudograminearum CS3096
Lineage: Eukaryota; Fungi; Ascomycota; Sordariomycetes; Hypocreales; Nectriaceae
Exons: 3
Coding region: 1-1458 (485 amino acids)
Biological process (GO): protein insertion into mitochondrial inner membrane from matrix; mitochondrial respiratory chain complex IV assembly
Cellular component (GO): mitochondrial inner membrane
Molecular function (GO): membrane insertase activity
Source: RefSeq, a predicted model, not a curated record
AUGCUUCCUAGCCGAGCAAUUGUGCGCUCUAUGCCUUCGGGCACUCUCCAGAGGUCACUCUGUGGUCAAUCCACCUCAAGGACCCUGGGCCGAAAACUUGGAGAUGCUAGGCAAUUCGGCACAGCGCUGAAGGGUGCACGCACAUCCCUUACGGCUGGAACAAGAGUUGGAGUCAAGAGUAUUGCGGCACCAAUCAUCCUUGGAGGCGUCUCUUCCUCAAGGAACCUUUCCGUCUGGGGGUACAGACUUUGGGGACAGAAGAAGACAGAGGAACCUGUUGCUGAAGCCACCACGACAACACCCGAGGCUCCUACUCCUCCUGAGACCAUCGAUCCUACUCCCGCCGUCAACGAUGCUCCCGUUUUCCAGGCUGAGCCUGUCGUCGAGGCUGUUGAGCCCUCAUCCGUCACACCCACCGAGUUCGACCUCGAAUCCAUCGCCGACCUUGCCAACCCCGCCAUCCUCAACAUGGAAGAGAAGCUUGGUUUCCUAAAAGAAAUUGGACUUGAUUACGGCUGGGGUCCUACAUCGGUCAUGCAAUGGACUCUUGAGCACAUUCAUGUCUACACUGGUCUUGGUUGGGGCGGUACCAUUGUCGCAACAGCUGUCCUGCUGCGUCUUGUCAUGUUCUACCCCCAAGUCCGUGCUGUUAAGUUCAGUGCCGCUCUGAACGAGUCAAAGAAGGACCCCCGCUUCCAGGAGGCUAUCGACCUUAUGAAGAAGGGCUACCAGACCAAGAACAACGAGAUGACUCAGAAGGGACAGUUCCUCAACAAGAUGGUCCGUGAAACUCACGGCGCAUCAAUGACAGGCAUGUUCUGGCCUUUCCUCCAGAUUCCUUUCAGUUUCGGUUUGUUCCGAAUCAUCAACGGCAUGACACACAUUCCUGUGCCCGCAUUGGAAGAUGCUGGAUUCCUCUGGUUCACCGAUCUCACUGUCGCUGAUCCCUUUUACUGCCUUCCUGCCCUUGGUACCGCUUUCUUGGUCUCUUCCAUCGUGAUCAAUGGCAAGUACCAACCCGCCGCCCAAAGGGCCACUACCAAGAAGCUCAUGUGGGUGAUGGGUGGUGUCACCUUUGCUUUCACAACCUACCUCGCUGCCGGUGUCAACCUGAUGAUGACCACCACCGGUGCAGCCGCCCUCGUCACCACCACCCUUCUUAACACCCCAUCUAUCCGUAAAGCACUCGGUCUCCCUGCCCAAAAGGUCGAGGAGCCCGCCUACAAGCCUCCCCGCACCACCAAGGCCAAGGGCAUCGAGGGUCUCCGUGAGCGCCUGUCCGACAACCUCAGCGAGAUGCAAAAAAGUGUUUCUGAUCAAAUUUCUACCAUGACGAACAGGCCAGGCAGCACAGCGGAGGACCGCGCCGAGCAGGCUCGCAAGAACCAAAUGCGCAAGCUUGAGGACAUGCGCCGAAAGCUUGAGCGUGAUGAGUUUGAGAAGAAGUACAAGCGAUAA